Molecule: messenger RNA, 1140 nt
Organism: Acanthosepion pharaonis
Lineage: Eukaryota; Metazoa; Mollusca; Cephalopoda; Sepiida; Sepiidae
Source: the annotation of a GenBank genome assembly
AUGUACAAACUUGAUCUACCAGUUGACUACAGGGAAGCGGCUGCCAUUGAGCGACGUCGCAAUAUGGAAAAACAACGUCAAAGUCGUAUAUUUAAUGCUAAAGUUCGAACGAUCGGCAUUGAUGUAUCGGCUAUUGACUUGCAGAAACAGGAGAAGAAGCUCAUUGAGGAUCAGGAAAAGCAAAGAAAUGCUGCCAUGGAUGCUGACGCCUUAAGAAAUGCCAAAAUUGGUGAAUUACUGGAAAUGAGGCAAAAAAAUGACAUCAAAGAAAUGAACCAGAACCUGAAUGAUUUUCGUCAAAUGCAUCAGCAGCCAUUCAACCGUCGUGAAUUUGAUCUCUAUGAUCCUGAAGGUUUGAAAAAAGACAAGCCCAGCCGGGUGUCAGAUGAUGACCCCCGAUGCACUAUUUCCAGUUUACAGAAAUUUGAUGGUGAAGACAUGAAUUAUGACAACAGGGUCUCAUUUCAAAAAGAACAAAUGCGUGAAUGGCUUCAGCAACAGAUAGAUGAGAAAAAACAAGCAAAAGAUCAACUUGCUGAAGCUAAUCGGCUACAUGAUUUAAAACGAAUUGAACUCGAUGAACGUGCGUUGGCCCUGGCUAAAGCAGAAAAAGACUGCCAACGGAAUAUCAAAUUGGCUACUGACAAUUAUAAUCUGGCUCUGGACAAAGAAAGAAAAGACCGAGAACGUUUAGCUAGAAUACAGGAAGAAGAUGACAACAGCACUGAAAUUGCCAACUGCAUAUAUGGUGACUUUCUCACAGAGAACACAGCUGCUGCUCAAAGUGCAUUUGGACCUCAUCGGAUGAUUCCUGGCAGGUGGAAAGGAAUGAAUUCUGAACAGAAAAAUCAUUUUCAAAAGGGACAAAGAGAACAACGCUUGGAAAAUGAGAGAAAGCGAGCAGAAGAAAAAAAACUGAAGGACCAAUGGGAUCAGCAGAUGCUUUCCCAAUCCAAAGCGGGCAUGUUGAUUGAGCGUGAAUUUAAUCGCUCUCAGAAGGAUAAUAUGCAGAGGCUGUCUGAUGAGAACAAAAGGCUUGCACAAGAACAAAGGGCCCGACAAGACUACUUGAACAAAGAAGUCUACACAAAUGCACCAACUGCUGCCUAUUUUACACAAUUUAACACCACCACUCGAUAA